CUGGCCGGAGCCUGCCCGAGCCAAGCCCGUAUGCCCCGCUGCCCGCUUCCCCUAGCUCCCCUCGAGUUCCCUCCCGCGCCUGACCGCGCCGGCCGGACCUCCUGCACCUUGCCUCGCCGCCGGCGACUGGACCCUUGCCGGACCAUGCAUCUCUCCCCCCUUCCUUCUUCUCUCUUCCUCAAAUCUCCCUCUCUUCAGGACGCCAGGAGCUCCACAGCCGCCGCCACAAGUCGUCCGUGCUCGAAUCCGGCGAGAUCCGGCCGCGAGCAACCCAUCCCCAAUGCUCCCGCGCUAGAUCUGCACUGCCCUCGCCAUCCCAGACGGAGUUUGCCUCCAGCGCCGCCGUAAACCACCUCCUACCUCUGCCCUCGUUCACGGCUCCCCUCCACCAACUGGUCGGGACCUCGCGGGAGGCAGAGGAUGGGGUGCAGCGCUUGCGUUCGGCUCCGGAGCUCGAGCGGGCCGAUCUGCGCAGAGGCAGAGUAUGGGAUGGUGUGCUGUGCUCGAGACGAGGGGGCUCGAGUAAGGGGAUUGGAGGGUGGCGCCGGCGGGAUCGCGGACGGGGAUGGAGAGGGCAGGUGCCAGCAAGAUCGAGUCCGGGGAUGGAGAGGGAGGGGGUCGGCGAGCGGGAGGUUGAGGAUGGGAAGAGGCAGCGCUGCCGGCGGCCACGAGUAGAGGAGGGCACGCAUCUCCUCUCGCCACGUGUAGAUACAGAAGGGCUGGUUCUAUUGCUAGAUGUCGGCCCGUCGAUGCACCGGGAGCUGCAGGAAGUCGAGAAUGUCUGCACCACCCUUGUGCGCAAGAAGCUGGUUUUUCAUAGGAGCAACUAGGUUGACCUCCACACUGCUCCAUUUGGCCAUCAUCUCGCCGUUCUGCUGACCGGGAGUCUACGUUCGAAUUACUCACACAUACUUGCUCCAAGUAACAGUAAUUACCUCUUUAGUUGAUCUCGGUUGGUUUAUUUAGGAUUUUUGUCUUGAUCAUCUUCCUCCGAUAUAACAGUCUUAUAUGAAGAAACAUUAAUUAAGAUUUCCUCCUGGUUGUGGUGUUAAAAAGCAUAGAUAUCUAGCAAUCUUUUUUGCAUUGUGGUGUGCUACAGAUCGAUUAGGUUAACUUACAACCGGUAGUAGAGCAAAUUGUCAUUGUUCUUUGUGCGCAAAAUUACCAUCUACCAA
Molecule: messenger RNA, 1175 nt
Organism: Triticum dicoccoides
Lineage: Eukaryota; Viridiplantae; Streptophyta; Magnoliopsida; Poales; Poaceae
Product: ATP-dependent DNA helicase 2 subunit KU80-like
Exons: 3
Coding region: 603-830 (75 amino acids)
Source: RefSeq, a predicted model, not a curated record